Molecule: messenger RNA, 5874 nt
Organism: Prinia subflava (tawny-flanked prinia)
Lineage: Eukaryota; Metazoa; Chordata; Aves; Passeriformes; Cisticolidae
Gene: SH3RF1
Product: SH3 domain containing ring finger 1
Exons: 13
Coding region: 429-3098 (889 amino acids)
Biological process (GO): positive regulation of JNK cascade; protein ubiquitination; positive regulation of proteasomal ubiquitin-dependent protein catabolic process
Molecular function (GO): ubiquitin protein ligase activity; protein binding
Source: RefSeq, a predicted model, not a curated record
UGAGGGACGGGGAGGGGGCGGCGCUCGAGCUCCCCGGGGACCCCUGCGCUCCCCGAGGGGCGGCUCGGCGCGGCGCGGCGGAGGGGCCGCGGACCCGACCCCUCCUUCCCUCCCUCUGCCCAGCGCCUUGGGGCGGGGUGACAGCGCCGCGUCCCCCGCCCGCCCCCGCCUCCCGGGGAGCCGUCCCCGCUCGCACCAUGUCCCCGCAGGGACCCCUGCGCGCCGCCGCGGCGUCCGCCGGCUUGCGGGUCGCUGUUCCUCCGGGGGGCAAGGGAAUAUAAGGCUGAGAAUCGGGGAGGCGGUGCGGGCGCGGAGCCUGAGCGCAGAGCACCGUCAGAAGAGGAAUGGAUGUAACAUGAUACCCUUGCAGUACUCAAAACACAAAAAUUCUGCAAAGAUUUGUUUUUUCAUUAAGUAAUACAAAGAAAAUGGAUGAAUCGGCUUUGCUGGAUCUGUUGGAGUGUCCUGUUUGCUUAGAACGCCUUGAUGCUUCUGCAAAAGUCUUGCCUUGCCAACACACGUUUUGCAAACACUGCCUGCUGGGCAUUGUGAGCUCUCGCAAUGAGCUGCGAUGUCCCGAGUGCCGGACUUUGGUGGACUGCGGUGUUGACGAACUCCCCAGUAAUAUUUUGCUUGUUAGACUACUGGAUGGCAUCAAACAGAGGCCUCGAAAACCCGGCGCCGGCAGUGGGACUGCUGGCACAAACGCUUUAAGGGUCCCCAUCAACUCUCUAGCUAAUUGCGGAUCAAAGGACCUGCAGAGCUCGCAGGUUGGACAGCAGCAAAGGGUGCAAGCACGGAGCCCUCCUGUUAGGGGUGUACCUCAGUUACCAUGUGCCAAAGCACUGUAUAACUAUGAGGGAAAAGAACCUGGAGAUCUUAAAUUCAGUAAAGGAGACAUCAUCAUUUUACGUCGACAGGUGGAUGAAAAUUGGUAUCAUGGAGAAGUCAAUGGCAUCCAUGGCUUUUUUCCUACCAAUUUUGUUCAUAUUAUUAAACCUUUACCUCAACCUCCACCUCAGUGCAAAGCACUUUAUGAUUUUGAAGUAAAAGACAAGGAAGCAGAUAAAGACUGUUUACCAUUUGCAAAGGAUGAUGUUCUGACUGUAAUUCGCCGUGUGGAUGAAAACUGGGCAGAAGGAAUGCUGGCUGACAAGAUAGGAAUAUUUCCAAUUUCAUAUGUUGAGUUUAACACAGCAGCCAUACAGUUGAUAGAAUUGGACAAGCCCUCAGGUUCUGCUGUUGACUCUGGAGAAGGUACCUCUGGGGCAGCCCACAACAAUUCAACCCAAAAGCACACCGAUACUAAGAAAAACACCAAAAAACGACACUCUUUUACCUCCCUCACCAUGUCCAACAAGGCUUCACAGUCUUCUCAGAAUCGCCACUCCAUGGAAAUCAGUCCUCCUGUCCUCAUCAGCUCCAGCAACCCAACAGCAGCGGCCCGCAUAAGUGAGCUGACGGGACUGUCCUGUAGUGCCCCCUCUCAGGUUCAUAUUGGCACUACAGGGCUGAUUGUGACUCCACCCCCCAGCAGCCCAGUCACAACAGGGCCUUCCUUCACCUUCCCCUCAGAAGUUACCUACCAAGCUGCCCUUGGUAAUAUGAAUCCCCCACUUCCGCCACCACCUCUCUUGUCUGCUGCAGUCAUUGCAUCAGCCACUUCUGGACCUCAGUCUACAAGUGUCAUACAAAGGUCUGCAUCAGGAUCAAGUGACCAAGUUGCACAUUUACGACAACAAACUCGUCCAAGUGUGUAUAUUGCUAUCUACCCCUACACUCCUCGAAAAGAAGAUGAACUGGAACUGCAGAAAGGAGAAAUGUUCCUAGUGUUUGAACGCUGCCAAGAUGGCUGGUUCAAGGGAACUUCCAUGCAUACAAGCAAGAUCGGUGUUUUUCCUGGAAAUUAUGUGGCUCCAGUUACAAGGAUGGUGACAAGUGCAUCACAAACAAAAGUUCCCAUGUCUACUGCUGGCCAAACAGGACGCGUGGUGACUAUGGUCAGCCCUUCCACUGCUGGUGGAACAUCCCAGAAGCUCCAGGGGAAUGGUGUGGCAGUGAACUCCAGCACAGUACCCACAGCAGUGGUUUCUGCAGCACAUAUCCAAACCAGUCCACAAACCAAGGUCCUUAUGCACGUGACAGGACAAAUGACCGUCAACCAGGCUCGAAAUGCAGUUAGAACAGUUGCCUCACAUAGUCAAGAAAGACCUACAGCAGCAGUCACACCCAUACAAGCACAAAGUCCAACAUGCCUUAUUCCUGCAGCUGUGAUCAUUCCCCAUCACUCUGUUGCCUCCCAGCAGCUCCAGCCCCAGCUUCCAAAUACUGCUGCUUAUGUCACGGCUGUGAAUGUGAACCGCUCAACCAUCCCACUGGCAUGUACAGCAGCUUCUUUGAAUUCUCCUAACAUUGCUACUUUAUCUUUGGAGGGAGAUAUCAGUGGGAAAACUGCAAACACUCACCCUGGAGCUCCUGCAUCUCCAGAGAGUGCUUUAACAGCUGGUGGAAAUGGUGCUGUCAGUAAAACAGACAAGGAUGGCAAGAAAGAAAAAAAAGGUUUGCUGAAACUACUUUCUGGAGCAUCCACUAAACGCAAGCCUCGACUGUCCCCUCCAGCGUCACCCACGCUAGAGGCUGAGCAGGCUGCUGCAGAGCUGGCCCUGCAGGGUGCAGUGGGGCCCGAGCUCCCAUCAGCCAGCGCUCACAGCAAGCCUGGCUCCUGUCCCGGUGACAACGAGGCCCCUGGGCUGGCACAGGAGGCCCUGCAUCGCAAAGCUGGGUCCCUGGAUUCCUCCGUUCCCGUCGCCCCGCCGCCUCGGCAGCCGUGCUCAUCGCUGGGGCCGGGCGCCACUGAGUGCAGGCCUCUCAUGUGUGAAAGGUACAGGGUUGUGGUAUCCUAUCCUCCUCAGAGCGAAGCAGAACUUGAACUUAAGGAAGGUGACAUUGUUUUUGUACACAAAAAAGCGAGUAACUUCAGAAAAGAGUAUGUAACCCCAUCUCAGUCUGUUCAUGAUGGAACUACUGUCUCACCAACAGCGUAUCAGGUGCACAAUAGUUGUAAACUGCUUUCCUUAAGGAAGAAGUGUCUGGUGUAAUGGACCUGCUGUGGAUAUAUUGGAAGAGGUUGAAGCAUCUGCCUGAACUUCCACUGUGGGCAAAAGUGUUGGUGGCAAGAGACUCGUUUGCCUGAAGAAGUUUUCUGUGCACAGCAGUCAGGCAGCAACUGGCUAAGGAGGAGACCUUGAUUUGCAUAUGGCUACAUGUCUGCCAUAUACAUGUGGCCUCUGGGAAAACUGGUGGAAAUUAAUCCUAAAAGUGUUUGACAAUGUUUGAGACUUGGUAAAUGUUGCAGCUGCUGUGAUAAGCUCAGUGUUAGGUGAGACUGAUGAGCAGAACCUAAAUUGUGCUAGCAGUGAAUGGCGCAGCAUUGGGUGCUCCUGACAGAAGCAGCAUCUCAUCUAACCUUCCUUAAUUAAGGGGAAUGAGGGGAGGGGGAAGGCAACACGAUUUGUAGAAAUGCAGAAUGGAGAAUAUAGAAAAGCAAGAUUUGUUUUUUCAGAAUUGUGGUCUGACAUCAGUGCAUCCAUAGAAGAAAAGUACACACAAACAUCGUGGCUGUGUAGCAGAAGACUAUUUCUUUGGGUUUGUUUGUUUGUUUGCUUGGUUUGUACUGUAAUUAUUGAGUAAUUCUAAUAACGUGUUUAACAUUUGGCUUGCCAAAGGUACAUGAAAUGCUGUUCACCCUCACUUCAUUACCUCUGCCUUAUAGCAGUAAUGACAAUUAUGAUGGUUUUGCAUAGGCUUAAAAAUAUGGCUUCUGAGCAUUCUGGCAUUUUUCAGGGAGCUGGCAAAAUAUUAUAUCUGGCUAGUUCUUUCCAAGUAGCUUUAAGCAAAUCUGUUCAAAGGUGCACAUUGACCUUAAUGAAACACAAGAAUCCACUUGUCUAGUUAAAAAGAUUUGUGUCUGGCAUUGUUGCAGCUGUGAGGCUUGGUAGGCCUCUCUGGUGGUCAGUUGCCUAAGGGCAGAAAUGCCUAGUCAUGGUGACUAGGCCAAAAUAACCCUUCUCCCGCGCUUGGACCCUCUCUCAUCUCCCUGUAAGACAAUAGGUCACUUUCUACCCCGACUCAUACUAUUGGACCCCUUCUCAAAACCUCGGUACCCUAUAAAAACCCCACUUUUCCCCCAGCUCAGUAGAAGAGCUGUCCCUGAAACCCUUCACGGAAGAAGCUAAUAAAGAUUCAUCUGUGGAACUUCAUACGGCACUUCUCUCUCUCCCUGUGUCUGCCAAGGCACCUUAGCAAGCUUAUGAGCUGAGAAUCACUGCAAAAGAGCUGAUCACUGCUAAGAGCUGAAUAUCACUAUAACUAAGCUUGCUAAGUGUUGCCUGUGCCUGGGAGCUUUGCCGGAGUUGCUUGGGCAGGGGGGUACGUAGGUGCACCCCUAACCAGGAACAACCAAGGCAGCCGAGACCGACCGAAGCUACCGGGAGAAAAACAAAACCUGGCGCACCAACUGCGGUGAAAAACCCAGGAGAGCAGCCUUCAUCGCGAAGAGUAACUGCCUUGGUUCGCUAGAGCCCUUCUGAAGAUAACUUCUCUGUUAUAGAAGAAUUUCUCUGCAGAAGGUGUCUGACGACCCUCUCAGUCCAGCCCUGAGGAGUCAGACAUUGGCAGACCACCCUACCAGCAGUUUUUGACCCACAUUCAGCUGAGGAGUAAGUAGAUUCCAGCCUUUUUUGCGCGCAAGUUCUUUACUUGGGUCUUUUUCUUUUUAUUUUUAUUUCUCUUUUUUCUGCUGGGAGGGGAAUGGGAACCACAUUACUAUGGGAUCAAAAAAUAGUAAAUUCAAACGAUCCCAGAACGAGAGAGACUUAUAUUUAGAAAUCUUAGAAAUUCUAUCCCUUAACAACCCUUCUUUCUCUAAAAGUAAAAUCUUAAAAACUAACUUGAAAAAGUUUAUAAAAUGGAUUAUUUCCCAGUUUCCUGAUACUAAUACACACUCUAUCACUUUAGAUUCUUUUUGGGACUCAGUGGGGAUAAAAAUAUACACUUCCCAAACUAAUGGAGAUUUCUCUGUUACACGAUUUCUACCCAUUUUUCAUAAUAUUACCAAAGUAGUAGAACAAGCAAAUAUUAAGAAAUCUCCAAGUCCCCCUGCAGAGAGCAUUCCAACUUUAUCUCUCUGUCCUGGUUUAGGACAAAAUUAGGGGAAAAUCCCCACAACUCCCUCCCCCACCACCGGGUUCGGGAGGAAUUUUUUUCAGAGGAAAAGUGGAAAAAACUUGGUUAUUAAGAAACAACAAAAAACCACUCCCCAACACAAGAGAAACAGUCCGAGAUGACAACAAGUGUUUUCACCAGUCCAAGAGAGGGUGAGCAGUCUCUGGUGGGGAGGGUGCCAAAGCUUCUCUCAGGUGCAGACUCUGGGGGGGGGGGGGGUCCCUUGACUUUCCCAAAUCAGGGCCCGAAGCAGGUCCGAUGUCUUCAGGGAAGGGGAGGAAGGAAAGAAGGGGAAAAAACAAAAGCAGAAAAAUGGCAAAAAGCAAGCAAAAAAAAAAGCAGAAAGCAAGAGAGCAAAGCCAGCAAAGCAGCCUAAAGCUACCAGCAAGCAAGCCAAAAGCAAGCAGCCGGGGGAGGGGCUCAGCUAUAGACAAAACAAACUGAGAACAUGGGAACAGAAACACACGAUUUGGGAUACAAAGCAUGAAAAUGUCCUGUCACCCCAGGACACUCUCCCGACAGACUGUGUCCUUUCAAAUGCUAAUCUUCCCCCCCUCUCUCCAAAUGCUGGCCACCACAGGGGAGUAGGGCCCGAAUGCGCCGCUCCUGCCCCGCUCCCGCCCUGCGCCCCCGGGACCACGGCGGCCCCCG